UCGAGUAACAUAAUUCAAGUAAACUUAGAAAUAUAAAAUCUUAAAGUGGCAGUCAUGGGCUGAAGGAGAUGGUUUCACUGGCGUACGUGAUACUGAUAUUUUAACAAUAUACAAGAUAGCAGAAGGCAUUAAAAAACUUUGGGCACCGGGUAUCCUGUGGAUUAACAAAGGCUUUUGACUGUGUUGAUGACAGUAUCAUCAUCAUCAUGUAUUUGACAACACUCCUUUUGAUGCGGCACCAGUGUGUAAAGUAAUUGAGCUAAGUUAUGGUUAUGGAAGUAGAUGAUAAAGCAGACUCAGAUGGCGAUUGUACCAGUGAUAUUAUAUUUAAAUACAAAGGAACAUCAGAGAGAUGCAGCCGCAUCAAAUGUGAACAGAGGUCUCGUGGUACCAAGUUGUAUGCUAGUAGCAUGGAAAAUAUGCCCGGAUGUUCAUUUGAUUCCUUAAAAGAUAUUAGUGCAAGAAUCUCACAUACUCAUAGCAAGAAAGUAAUUAAGCAUGCUUUGCGUCAGCAAGCUAGAAGGCGCAGGAAGAAUACUACAAUCAAUGCAGCUAAAGGCAAUUGCAUAGCCUCCAAACCUUCAACAAUGCGUGAAGUCUUGGCCUCUAUACCUGGAUUUAGUAUAAAACCAAGAAAAAGGUCAAAUAAGAAACUUUCUGCAGCUGCACAGUUGGAACAAACUAAGGAAGGCUGUAUUGAUCUUGAAACACCAGAUUCUAUCCUUGUGAAUACCAAUUUGAGAGCUCUUUUGAAUAAGCAUACAUUUUCUAGUUUACCUCCACUGUAUCAGCGCAAGCUUGUUCAACUUCUCCCAGAUGUUGACAGAGCUAGCAUAUCUACACAGUCUGAUAAUUCAUUAAGAUUGAAUUCUUCUGGUUUAAAUAAUGAAUUUUUUGCUCGAGCAUGUCUUGAGUGGCGAGAAAGGUUAGCUGAAGGUGAAUUUACUCCAGAGAACCAACAAAGACUGAAAGCAGAAGCGGAGAAAGAAAUGAGCCGUCUCGAUCCGUGGAAGCUUAAACACUUUGAACCUAUUUGGGGUGAAAAGCAAGAUGCGAGAUCGGAAAAUAUACCUCUUAUGCUUCCGAGUCCAGUAAGACCACCAUUGAAAACAACUAUAAAGCUAAGGCCAUCAACAUCAGUUGGUGGAGGACGUCACAGUAAACCUGUACAGACAUGUGCAAGGCGAUUAAGAACAGUUGGUGCAGUUACGAGAGCAAUUGCAAGCUACAGGGAAGAGGUGGAUAGUGCUGUAGCUUGUAAAGUAGCAGAUUUGGCAGUAACCAGUAGCACAGAGAAGAGGAGCCUCGAAAGUCCGGAAUGCUACUCUCAACGGACCUCAAAGAAGUUGAGAGCCUUGAGUCCACAGGAGUCAAAGAGUGAUAUUAGCUUUAAUGAAGCUGCUCCAGCCAGUGUAUCAUGUGAAACUGAUACUCCUGAAAGCAAUUUGGAACUGGAUCGUCCUAAAAGUAGCGCUGAGGAAUUUGAAGAUAAUGAAGAAAAACUUGGUGUGCUCAAUGAACUGAGUUUUAACAAUGAAGUAGCACCAUGUGAUGUUCCAGAACAUGAAACACUAUCCGGUGAAUGCAUUGAUGUGGCAGGUGAAACUGUUGAUGUUCUGACAUCUGACAAAGAUGUGUUUCUUAAAGAAUCCGUAGAUUGUGACAGCCAGAGUACUACAGAAAGCAAAGAACAACACAGUAAUCAGUACCUGACGGCUAUGGAGUGUGAAGAAAAUGAUGUUCCAGAAGUUGUUGAUACAAAGUUGUCUGAGAAUGAAAUCCAAGAAAUAGUUGGUGGUUCAUCAGAUGUUCAUAUGCAACAAGAAAGUGAAAUAAAAAUUGAAGAAUGCACAGUCAAGAAUAUUGCUAGUGGAACUGUGAGCUUAACUGAAAUGCCAAUUGAAAUUAAAGUCAGUAAUGAACAUAUAGAUCUACUUGUUGAAUUUAGUGAAGUUAAAAGUGAAAGCAGAGAGGAGGUUAGCAGUGGAACCAGAGAGGUUAGCAGUAGAAGCAGGGAGGUGGUUACCAAUGGAAGUGUAGAUGAGGUUAGCAGUGGAAGCAGAGAGGAGGUUAGCAGUGAUGAGGUUAGCAGUGGAAGCAGGGAGGAGGUUAACAUUGUAAGCAGAGAGGAAAUUAGCUGUGGAAGCAGGGAGGAGGUUAGCAGGGGUCAGGUUGGCUCUGUUAGCCAAGAUGAGGUUGGCUCUAUUACCAGAGAUGAGGUUGACUCCAUUAGUGGAGAUGAGGUUGGCUCUGUUAGUGGUGAUGAUUCUGGCUCUGUUAGCAGAGUUGAGGUCAGCUUUGCUAGCAGAGUUGACGUUGGCUCUGGUAGCAGAGUUGACGUUGGCUCUGGUAACAGAGUUGACGUUGGCUCUGGUAGCAGGGUUGACGUUGGCUCUGGUAGCAGGGUUGACGUUGGCUCUGGUAGCAGGGUUGACGUUGGCUCUGGUAGCAGGGCUGACGUUGGCUCUGGUAGCAGGGCUGACGUUGGCUCUGGUAGCAGGGCUGACGUUGGCUCUGGUAGCAGGGCUGACGUUGGCUCUGGUAGCAGGGCUGACGUUGGCUCUGGUAGCAGGGCUGACGUUGGCUCUGCUGGCAGGGCUGACGUUGGCUCUGCUGGCAGGGCUGACGUUGGCUCUGCUGGCAGGGCUGACGUUGGCUCUGAAAGUAGGGAUGAGGUCAGCACUUUAAGCAGAGAUGAGAUUAGCGCUGUAAGCAGAGAGGAGUUUAAUACUAUAAGCAGAGAUGAAGUUGAAAGUGAAAGUAAAGAGGACAUUAAAAGUGAAAACAAAGGGGAAUUAUUUAGUGAUAGUCAUCUUUUCAGUGAGUUUGGACCAAGUUUUAAGUGUGAUGAACAGGAUACUAAAUAUGAUAUUAAAGACAAUAAGUUAGAUGUUAGUACGGACGUUCCUCUGGAAUUGGAGUCUCAAAUUUCUGUUGAGUGUGAGAUGUGUGAUGAUAUCGUAAAAAGUGAAGAAUGUGACAGUCAAAAUUUGACAGACUCGAAAACGAAUGUGAUGAUUGAGCUUGUUACAAGAAGUGAGUUUUCUGUUGAGAAAUGUGAAGCAGACAAUACCAACAGAGGAAUUAUUGACUCUGAAAUGGAAAUGGUAACUGUGAAUAGUGCUGUAACAUUAGGGGAUAUAAAAGAAGAAUUGAAAGAAGUGGACAUUGCUAAUAAUGUGACCUCGCAGACAUCUGAUAGUGUUCCUUAUGAUCAGAACUGUGUUUCCCAUGCUGGAACUGACAGUAGUGAAUUGUUCGGUAGCUCAGGUGUUGUCACCAAAGUUGAAGUAACUGCCAGCCUUGAGGAAAGUGCGUGUGUACCAGGAAAACCAUUGCACGCUGUGACUGUUGAACCCACAAGCUCUGAACCAGAUAUGAACAAAGUGGAAGAUGAUGACGAUGACGACGACGAUGAUGAGGACGACGAUGAUGACGACGAUGAAGAGGAUGAUGAUGAUGAAGAGGAGGAGGAGGAGGAGGAGGAGGAUGAAGAUGACGAUGACGAUGAUGCAGAAGAUGAUGUUGAAGAAAAUCAGACAGCCCUUUUUGCCACAACUGUUUCUAGUGGAGAUGGCUGUUGCUGGGAUGUUGAUUCAAGUACAGAGGUGCCUAUUGUUGCGUUGGAGGCAGUCCCAGUUCCUGUUCCUGUAGCAUUAAGGGUAAUUGAAGAUGGAGAAGCUGCUGAUGAAGUAGAAGUAAUUCCAAUGCAGGAGGAGCUGGAAGUGAGGUUAGAGGAAGGAACAUUUCCUGUUGCUUCUGAGGACGGCCUAUCAGUGGACUGGCCGUAUGCCGUAAAGAUGGAUCCAUCUAUGGUAGCAGUAACAUCGGACCAGGAGGGGCUGAAUAAAUCUGUGCAGUCACAGUAUGCUGACUAUCCAACAAGUCAAGGUGUAAAACUGGAAUUAGAAGUGACGUUGACACCAGAGACUGUUACAAAUGCAGAAUCUAUGGUGACAAGCAGUGUGGGUGGUUUGCCCCAAAAUGCUUCUGCAGCGUUACCCACUCCAACAGUGUCAAAGACUAACAUUGCAACUGUUAUCCCACCGACUACGAUUGUAUGCCUUCCAUCUGUGGUAUCAGCACCGAAUCUGAUGAAUCAGCAUACAAGCCAGCUGACCGGUUGUGUCAGUGUCCCAUCAAAUGGAAUUAUCAAUUCUAACCUACCAAAGACUGCUGCUGUGGCAAGCUCGAGUGCUGUGCCAUACCUUGCCUUAAGCAGCACUACUCCUGUGCGAGCUUUGCCAACACAUAUACCAAAGAGCCAAAUGAAAAGCAAACCAGUCCGAGAAACUUCACAGGUAUCUUCCGGAGGGCAGAGUGGUGGAGGACGAAGCUCUCGGGGCUCUUCGAAUAAGCCACCACCUGGUGCAGUUAAUCUAGAACGAAGCUAUCAAAUAUGUCAAGCUGUCAUACAGAACAGCCCAAAUCGAGACCAGUUACGUUGUCAGUUGAAGCCACCUCCAUCUUUGUUGGCUGCUAACUCGAACACUACAGGUGUCGGUGCUACAAAAAAAUCAGAAACUCCUGGUAGUGCUCGAGCUGCUACCCAGUAUGGUGUGGUUACUUCUUCACGAAAUGGAAAUGGACAAACUAAUAAUUCCACUAACACCAAGGCAUUUACCCCCCCUUUGCCGGCCUCUGGAAAUUUUUCUGUAUUGCCUAAUAAUGGAAAUGUAAACAACAGCGUUGGUGUGUCAAAGCCAGUAUCCGUAACUUCCAUUGGUGGCCAAAACAAAGUGACCAGUUCAAAGGGAGGCUCCUAUCAUCAGAGACAGCAGUCACCACCUGUAUUGGUUCGUCAUGUUUUUACAUCCCCUCAAGGGAUUCCAGUUACAAUGGCUGUCUUACCACAAUCACAAGCUCCUCCUGUACCUGAGAUAGUGGAAAGUCCUGGACCACAAGUUGGACAUGUUGGUCAAUACAUUUUAGUACAGAGAGCAGGUGUGGAUCAGCAGCAACAUGAUACAACACAUGUAAUGCUGAACAGAAAGAAUGCUCCUCCACGUGCAUCAAGUGCGCCACCAUCCAAUAACCAGAAUCAAAUUGGUGCAUGUGGUAUCGUUAGACCAGGAAGCAGUGGGGGCAGUACUACUACUGCUGGUGGAGGUAUAGGCAGAGGCCGCCCAGCCAGUGUUGAUGUGGAUCAGCAAAAUGGACCAUCAUCUGAGUACUUGGGUAACAAUUACAGUGAACAACAAUUUAUGGUACACUGUCCAAACCCAGCUAUGCAACCUGUCACUAGAAGAGAGAGGAUGCAAGAUAAUCCUAAUUUAGCUUAUGGUGAUGUAGCAUCAGACGGUAUGUUGCAGAGUUAUACCAUAGUACCCAGCAAUGGGGAAAAUAUGGCAUAUCCUAUAGUUGGACAAUCUCAGAUUGUAUUACAGGGUGGUGUUAGGGCCCAUGUUUCUAAGCAGACACACAAUAAUCAUGUUUCUAUGAACAGAAAUGACACAUCUCCGUGUGCUUGCAAUUUGAAAGCUAUGAUAAUAUGUAAGAAAUGUGGAGCCUUUUGCCACGAUGACUGCAUAGGACCUUCACGCCUUUGUGGAACUUGUGUUAUUCGAUGAAUGAUGUGAAAUGUGGAAAGCUUAUCUGUUUUUGUGAGAGAUUUUUUUGCAAUGGACAAAAAUUGCUAUAGCCUACUGAGUUACUCCUGUGACACAUAUGCACACUUGUGAGAGUGGCUUGAAAAUUUUUUCACGACUGAUUUAUGUGUAAUGUACUUAAGUCUUGUGAAAGAGUGUUCAUUAUACAAAUAUACACAUUUGUAUUGUUGAGAGGGAAGUAGCAUUGUACUUUGUGUUUGUCUUCCAUUUCUGUAUUUCACUAUCAUUCUUUUACUGUAUAUUCUUCUGUCUCACCUGCAAAAUGGCUUUCAAUGGGUAAUUCCUUUAAUGAUGUUAAGAGGGUAAAUAAAUUUUUACAAUGUGAUGUUGGUAAAAAUGUUUUAGAGGUUUUAUAUGCACAUACUAUGCUGCCAGCUAAAAUAAAAUUUUGAUUGUAAUUUAGUUUUCUUUGUUUAACUGCUGAGUCUUAUAUGAAAUUGACAUGUUUUAGCUUUAUAUAUUUUUUAUUUAGUUCUUUUAACCAUUAAUUCUUUUGCUACAUUUAUUGUAAUAUUUGUAUAAUAUUUGCUCUCUAUUUGAAGUACUUUCCUGAAUUUUGUAGUAAUUUAUUAUGCAUUUUUAAAAGUAUUUAUUGUGUUGUAUACACAUACAAUGUUAAUUGUUAAUAUUUCACAGAAAAUGUAAUUUUAGUUGUAACUUAUCAGAACAUGAAUGUUCAUUUUCUCAUAUCCUUCACUAUGUUCACUAUUGUCAUUACUAUUGUACAAUCACCAUUCUUACGUGUAGUCAUGUCCUGUAAUGAUUUUGUUAUGACACAUUGUUAAAAUAGUCCUGCAACUGUUUUACUGUUUGGAGAUGCAGUUUAUGAAUUUUGUCUGCAUAACAGUUUGUUAUUUAUUUAUUUUAUGCACACACCUAUAUCUAUGUUUGUUUUCAAGUAUGCUGUUUAAAUGUUAAAAGAUAGUAGAGUGGGAAUAAAUGAUGUGACUCGUGUAGAAAACAGAAUUCAAAAGCAGUGAGUGAUGCAUAUGCAACUCACGUUGCUGUUACAAAAGACUGUAAUGUUUAUUAAAAACUAUUCUUGUAUUCUAUAUUUUGUUGAAACAUUUGCUUUCAGUGAAAGUGAAAAAAAAAAGCAGUUACAGAUGUUCGCUUAACAUAGUCACAGAAAAAACUGGAAGUCAGGAAGUUAUUGCAGCUUGAAGCUGUUGUUCUGGAACCUAGUGUGACAACUAACAGCAUACUGCAUAAUGAUACACAAAAUGUGACAUGUAUCAGUCAUAUAUUACUGACUGUAAGCUGAUUUUGAAACAAAAGGUGCAUGACUCUUA
Molecule: messenger RNA, 6901 nt
Organism: Schistocerca serialis cubense
Lineage: Eukaryota; Metazoa; Arthropoda; Insecta; Orthoptera; Acrididae
Gene: Asx
Exons: 11
Coding region: 267-5570 (1767 amino acids)
Biological process (GO): animal organ morphogenesis; positive regulation of transcription by RNA polymerase II
Cellular component (GO): PR-DUB complex
Molecular function (GO): chromatin binding; DNA binding
Source: RefSeq, a predicted model, not a curated record